AUGGUUCGAGCCACGCUGAUCCUCUCCGCAGUCUUGACCGUGGGCAUGCUGGCCUGGGGAGCGCUUUGUGCGCCGACUCCCCUUGUGCUUCCGCACGCGAGCAUGGAGAUGAUGCCAGAUGCCCAGAAGCUUUGGCGCAGCGUCACGCAGGGCAACAUCCUGCCGGGCACUCUGCACAGUGUGAAUCCCGAGGUGGGUGUCACGGCGCGCUGGCACGAGUUUCUCCGCAGGGACGGUCGUGCUACUUUGGCGUUCAUUGUCGAGGAGCUGAAAGACAUCCACGGGGUUGCUCAGCGCCAGCGUCAGGACUUCCUCGGGCAGACAUUCCGAAGCUUCAUAGAGGGCCGCUACGGUAAACCGACGAUGGCCGUGUCCGAGAGGAGGGAGCAGUUUGUUGCGCGCCGACUGGUUAAUGCGUUUGUCGAGCAGCACUAUCCUGCGAACCAGCUGCGAUGGGGAAGAACAGGACCGAGUUUCAUUUCGCUCAGAAGACUGGCGGAUGUUGCGGUAAGCCAGGAGGCUGAAAGGUAUCUCGGACACGUCAGAGGACCCAGCGGCGCUGGGCAGCAUCCCGACUCUGGAGAGGGUAGCGAUCAAUCGUGGUAA
Messenger RNA from Moesziomyces antarcticus, 606 nucleotides. RefSeq lists its product as uncharacterized. The record is from RefSeq and is a predicted model, not a curated record. The transcript has 4 exons. The coding region runs from base 1 to 606 and encodes 201 amino acids. NCBI's taxonomy places the organism in Eukaryota, Fungi, Basidiomycota, Ustilaginomycetes, Ustilaginales, Ustilaginaceae.